AUGCUUAACGAGAUUAUUAGCCGUCCAAAGUCGCUUGGCGAAAUCGCAUCACAGGAGGAGGUAGUUGCGUUAUUGAGGAGAUCAAUUGUUUCCGGAGAUCUUCCACAUCUUUUGUUGUAUGGCCCUCCCGGGACAGGAAAAACAUCGACUGUACUUGCUCUGGCAAGGGAAGAGAAUGCUUAUCGCCAACGGAUACUUGAACUGAACGCCUCUGACGAGCGUGGAAUCGGCGUGGUAAGAGAGAAAAUCAAGUCGUUUGCAAAAACGCUCAUCAAUUCUCCGCCCUUUUUCAAGCUGAUCAUUUUGGACGAGGCCGAUUGUAUGACGUAUGAUGCCCAGGCAGCAUUGAGGCGAAUUAUUGAGGCUUAUUCUUCGACAACGCGGUUUUGCAUCCUUUGUAAUUACGUGCACAAGAUUAUCGAGCCUUUGAUUUCAAGAUGUGCCAAAUUUAGGUUCAAGGCAAUUGACAAGGCGUCCGCUGUUAAGCGUCUUCAAUUUAUUUGCAACGAAGAAAACAUACAGUGUGCCGAUGAGGGCCUGGAAUUUCUUAUUGACAGGAGUUUCGGCGAUCUUCGUAAAGCGAUCAAUUAUCUUCAAAAUAUCAAGAGGUUCAUCGGGACCAAUGGCAUUGCCAUUGAAAGCCUAAAAGAAAUGACAGGAGUAUUGCACGCAAUUUAUUCCUUCUCUGUAGGUGCUUCCGAGCAAAGUGAUAGAUGGGUUUCGCUCUGCAGUGCAAUCUGGCCCUGA
Mitosporidium daphniae is the source of this 747-nucleotide messenger RNA. RefSeq lists its product as uncharacterized. Gene Ontology annotation, biological process: DNA repair; DNA-templated DNA replication. The transcript is spliced from 5 exons. NCBI's taxonomy places the organism in Eukaryota, Fungi, Microsporidia. The coding region runs from base 1 to 747 and encodes 248 amino acids. Gene Ontology annotation, cellular component: nucleus; DNA replication factor C complex. The record is from RefSeq and is a predicted model, not a curated record. Gene Ontology annotation, molecular function: DNA clamp loader activity; ATP binding; ATP hydrolysis activity.